AUGGGCAGCACCCUGGCAGCCCCACCUACCCCCCUCAUCCACAGCAUCCUCACCAUCCUCAUGACCCUCGACACCCGUACGAUCCUAGGCACUCACAACAUGAUCCUCGAGACCCUAGACAUGAUCCUCGAGACCCUAGACUCGACCCCCGGCUUGAUCCCCGGCUUGAUCCUCGGGACCCUAGACAUGAUCCUCGACUCGAUCCCCGGGAUCUCAGACAUGAUCCGCGGGACCCUCGGCAUCAACCUCAUGAUCCCCGACACCCUCAAAACCAUAUGUCUGGGUUAUCUUGUCCCGUAUGCAGUCCCACGAACGGAAAGCCCGCCAUCACCAGCUGAGCCAGAGAGACCUCGUGAGAAAACUGAGGAGGAAAAGCGCGAGGAAGAACGUUGGGCAAGGCUUCAAGAAGAGAAGAAAUUGAGGGAGGAAAUGAUCGAACAGGAAAGGAAGUGGCAUCAAGAGAAGAUAGACCGCCAGAAAAAGGAGGAAGAGGAGGCGGCGGCCAAGGCUGCUGCUAAGGUCGCUGCUGAAGAAGCCAGGGUCGCUGCUGAGAAGGCUAGGAUCGAGGCAGAAGAAGCUGCAGAGGUUGCUAGAAAGGCAGAGGAGGAGGCAAAAGCAAAGGCAGAGGCAGAGGCCGCUGCGGCUGAGAGAGCUCUUGCGGAGAAACUAGAACAAGCCACCGCUGCGGCGGCGGCGGCAGCAGCAGCAGAAGCGACCAGGGUAGCGGAAGAAAAGGCUGCUGCAGCUGCUGCAGAUCUUGCGGAAAAGCUGGAACAGGCUACUAAGGCGAAGGCUCGAGUGAAGCCCAAGCCAGUCAAGUUCCGCGAUGCUGUUGGGAGGAAAUUCUCGUUCCCAUUUGAGCUUUGCAAAAAGUGGAGUGGUAUGGAAGAGCUUAUUAAACAAGCAUUUCUUCACGUCGAGGUCAUUGGACAGCAUGUCAUUGACGGCCACUAUGAUCUUCAUGGACCUGAUGGUGAAAUCAUUCUACCACAGGUUUGGGAUUCGGUGAUCGAGCCUGACUGGAGCAUCACUAUGCACAUGUGGCCAAUGCCCGAGCCUGAACCCGAACCAGCUCCACCACCACCUCCGCCCGCUCCCGAACCUGUGGUUGAGGAGCCACCCCCACCACCACCUCCUCCACCAGCGCCGGAGCCGGAGCCAGCCCCAGCCCCAGCCCCAGCCCCAGCCCCAGCUCCCGAGCCAGCGCCACCAACCCCUCCGCCUCCCCCACCACCAGCACCAGCACCGGCUCCGCCGCCUGCCCAUGUUGAGGUCGUGGUUCUUGAGCGACCCGUGGUGGAUAUUGUUUCAGCUGAACCGGAGCCGGCGCCAUCCCCACCACCACCACCGCCUCCGCCACCCCCUCCCGUCAAUGUUGUAAUCCAAACUCGCACUGAAACAGUUACAGAGAGGGUCAGAUCAAAACCGGCGAAUAUCCCGCCCCUUCUUAUGUGGACUGCAGGUCGUUAUGGAUCCAAGAAGGGGAGAAGGUGA
Molecule: messenger RNA, 1494 nt
Organism: Morchella sextelata
Lineage: Eukaryota; Fungi; Ascomycota; Pezizomycetes; Pezizales; Morchellaceae
Exons: 3
Coding region: 1-1494 (497 amino acids)
Source: RefSeq, a predicted model, not a curated record